This is a messenger RNA of Oncorhynchus masou masou (cherry salmon), 3215 nucleotides long. Its product is annotated as D(1B) dopamine receptor-like. Gene Ontology annotation, biological process: G protein-coupled dopamine receptor signaling pathway; adenylate cyclase-activating adrenergic receptor signaling pathway. Gene Ontology annotation, cellular component: plasma membrane. The coding region runs from base 263 to 1642 and encodes 459 amino acids. The transcript has a single exon. The record is from RefSeq and is a predicted model, not a curated record. Gene Ontology annotation, molecular function: dopamine neurotransmitter receptor activity, coupled via Gs; G protein-coupled receptor activity. Lineage: Eukaryota; Metazoa; Chordata; Actinopteri; Salmoniformes; Salmonidae.
CACGAGAGGUAAUAACAUCCCGUCGCCAAUGAGCGACGCGCUUCAAUUUUGGCGAUUUCGCGCACCGAACAGCCCAGUUCUGCUCAGCGUGGACGCAACACAUUUGUUGCAAAUUCACUAAGCAAUCUCAAAUCUUUCGUUUGUAUAUUAUUUCAAAUAGAAUGGCAGUUGAGGAGACGACAGAGCCCCGUGAGUUGGUUACUACUGUGUCCCCUGACGCGCAUGAAGCCAUGGACUGGCUUUCCACUUGAGAGGAGGACACAUGGAGAACCCCGCGAAAUACCUCUCAGUGCACGAGAGCCACUCCGUCCCGUUACCUCUUGGGGAGAUUAUGUGGAACUCGACCGAAUCGGAGGCAACAUCCAACGGUGGAAAGGAAUUGGUCAUCCGGACAGUGACGGGCUGUUUGCUCUCCCUGCUCAUCCUGUGGACACUACUGGGAAACAUUAUGGUGUGCUCCGCCGUACUCCGAAUUCGGCACUUGCGAAGUAAAGUGACCAACAUUUUCAUCGUUUCUUUGGCUGUGUCGGAUUUAUUCGUUGCAGUUCUCGUGAUGCCAUGGAAAGCUGUGGCCGAGGUGGCGGGGUAUUGGCCCUUUGGUACUUUUUGUAAUUACUGGGUGGCUUUUGAUAUCAUGUGCUCAACUGCGUCCAUACUCAACCUUUGCAUUAUCAGCGUGGAUAGAUACUGGGCCAUAUCAAGUCCAUUCCGGUACGAGAGAAAAAUGACCCAACGAGUUGCCUUCGUUAUGAUAAGCGUCACGUGGACGUUGUCUGUACUUAUUUCAUUCAUACCAGUCCAACUGAACUGGCACAAAGCCAGCGAAGACGAAACAGUUGGAGUCCAUAACGCCUCCUUGGGUGAAGUAGAAGAAAACUGUGACUCUAGCCUCAACAGAGAAUACGCAAUAUCUUCAUCUUUAAUAAGUUUCUACAUACCCGUAGCAAUUAUGAUUGUGACAUACACGAGAAUAUAUCGGAUUGCUCAGAUCCAAAUCAGGAGGAUAGCUUCCCUAGAGCGCGCGGCGGAGCACGCGACAAGUUGCAGGGCCAACAACAGACUCGAGUGCCAACACCACAAUACCUUGAAAACAUCUAUUAAAAGGGAAACCAAAGUUUUAAAAACGUUAUCGAUCAUUAUGGGCGUCUUUGUGUGUUGUUGGUUACCUUUCUUUAUUUUGAACUGCAUAGUUCCAUUUUGUGAUAAACCACCGACUGACAAAGACGCAGGUCUCCCUUGCGUGAGCGAGACAACUUUUGACGUUUUUGUUUGGUUCGGCUGGACUAACUCAUCCAUGAAUCCUAUUAUUUACGCUUUUAACGCAGAGUUCAGAAAAGCAUUUGCCAGUCUGCUGGGUUGUCGUAAUUUCUGCUCCAGAACACCCGUUGAAACUGUAAACAUUAGCAACGAGCUGGUCUCUUACAAUCAGGACACCCUUGUCCACAAAGAAAUCGUGAAUGCCUACGUCAAUAUGAUCCCCAACGUAGUGGAAUGCAUUGAGCACGAGGACACGUUUGACAGGAUAUCACAGUUAUCUCACAACAAUGAAAAUGCCACCGACUCUGUUUGUGACUUGGAAGACUGUGAGGCAGAUAUUAGCCUCGACAGGAUGACACCAUUCACCCCCAAUGGUUUACAUUGAAUACACCUCGACAGGAUGACACCAUUCACCUCCAAUGGUUUACAUUGAAUACACCUGGACAGGAUGACACCAUUCACCCCCAAUGGUUUACAUUGAAUACACCUCGACAGGAUGACACCAUUCACCUCCAAUGGUUUACAUUGAAUACACCUGGACAGGAUGACACCAUUCACCUCCAAUGGUUUACAUUGAAUACACCUGGACAGGAUGACACCAUUCACCCCCAAUGGUUUACAUUGAAUACACCUCGACAGGAUGACACCAUUCACCCCCAAUGGUUUACAUUGAAUACACCUCGACAGGAUGACACCAUUCACCCCCAAUGGUUUACAUUGAAUACACCUCGACAGGAUGACACCAUUCACCUCCAAUGGUUUACAUUGAAUACACUUGUAACACCUUGUGCGUAAAAUGAUGUAUUGCUUCAAUCAGAUAUUUGAGAUGUUGUGUUGUUGUCCCAUGCUGAAAAGUGACGUAAAUUGGUGUCUUAUUACAUAAGAAAAGUCUAUGUUUAUUAAUUUAUACUAAGGUUAUGGCUUCUAAGUUAUAUGUAUUCGGAGCAGCAGGUGUAAUGCAACCAGUUGCUCUUAUUGACCAAGUGGGUUCUAUUUGCGGUGAGGUACCCAUUAUUGAGUUCAGAUAUUAUACUGCUUAUCAUUAUCACGCUCAAUGACAGCGUGCUGGACUUUUACAGACUAUGGAAAAGGAGCAAAGCCUUACAAGGCAGUGUAACCACGCACGUUCAUCACAUGCAGUUGUUUAAAACGCCUUAUUUAUUCUGGGAAAGAGUGCAAUAUAGUUUUGAAACAAGGGAAAUGUUACAGGAUUGUAAUAUGUUUAAUUUAAAUGAGGCCAAAAUAUUUAAAGUGCUCCUUUCUCUCUCUCUCUCUGUAUCUGUCUCUUUGUCUAUCUAUCCUGCUCUCUAUGUGUCCGUCUCUCUGUCGUACGCAGACAUAACUGCACAGCAAAUUUGCCCACGCACACAUUUGACAAAGCAUUCUCAAUCGAAUUAUGCACAUAGAGCAGGCUUUCUUGACUUUACCCAUAAUAAAUCCACACCGAUUCAAAUCGAAUUAGGAACUGUUGGAAACCUUAACUUGACUGAUUAUGGUGAACACCUGCUAAGUAUGAUAAGCUUAAUUAUUACUUAGUGGAUGUUCUAUUCUCUGUGUGAUAUUCUACCUCUCUAUUUGGUGAUACAAAUGGCCAAGAAGCACAAAUCCAACCGUCUCCAUGCGCCAAAGUAUGGCAUCCAUAUUAGGAAGUCCACCAGACAACAUACAUUAAGUUAAUUGACUUGAUGCAUCUCCCUCAUAGCCAGUUAAUGGUACACUUUUAAGAUCACAUAUGUCUACAAAUUAAUCAACAAUUCAGAUGAUGUGCAAUGAGGUAAUACAGAAACUUGGUGUGAAACUCCACAGUGGGACCAUGGUCAGCUGGAUGUAGCCUACAUUUCACCUCAGCUAAUGUCCAUCUUUUGAUAAUGUACAAAUGGCAAUGAUAUUGAAUGUAUACUGUCAUUCAAACAGUGAAGUGUGUCAUAAUUUUGUAAUAAAAUGCUAUCUAGCAGAGA